This is a messenger RNA of Limulus polyphemus (Atlantic horseshoe crab), 429 nucleotides long. RefSeq names its product probable cation-transporting ATPase 13A3. The transcript has 3 exons. NCBI's taxonomy places the organism in Eukaryota, Metazoa, Arthropoda, Merostomata, Xiphosura, Limulidae. The annotation marks the transcript as partial. Gene Ontology annotation, molecular function: polyamine transmembrane transporter activity; nucleotide binding; P-type transmembrane transporter activity. Gene Ontology annotation, biological process: intracellular calcium ion homeostasis; polyamine transmembrane transport. The record is from RefSeq and is a predicted model, not a curated record. Gene Ontology annotation, cellular component: membrane.
AUGGAAAGAGUACCAGAAGACUUUGCCCAAGUGUUACAAACCUAUACACAACAAGGACACCGAGUACUAGCUCUAGCACAUCGACCUUUGUACAAGAUUUCUUAUGCUAAAGUUCAAAGAAUUUCAAGAGAGGAACUAGAAAUUAACUUGGUUUUCAAGGGGCUGUUAGUGAUGGAAAAUCGUCUGAAAUCAGAAACUGCUGGAAACAUAGAGAUCUUAAAAGCUGCAAACAUUCGUCCUGUUAUGGUUACAGGUGAUAACAUGUUAACAGCUUUGAGUGUGGCCUACGACUGUGGUAUGAUUGUGAAGCAUAAUCAGGUAGUUCAGUUAUCCACAACUCAAAUUGAAGAUGUAAAUGUUCCUACAUUGUCAUGGGAUUUUGCCAGUUUACCAACAAAAAAAUAUGAACAGGUUAAAACAUUGAGAAAG